Messenger RNA from Serendipita indica DSM 11827, 2649 nucleotides. The record is from the annotation of a GenBank genome assembly. NCBI's taxonomy places the organism in Eukaryota, Fungi, Basidiomycota, Agaricomycetes, Sebacinales, Serendipitaceae.
AUGGCGAGCGAGUACGAUGCCCACGAUGCCAUUCUUCACCACAUUUUCAAGCAAACCCAAGGCGAGGCUUGGUUCAAGCCCACACAGGAGUCGAGGCAGGCCACCCUCCGUAUCGAUACCUCGCCUCCUCGCUUCCGUAUCUUUCCCUAUGAGAACCUAGGUCUUGCUCCUUUUGAGGCUGCAGUUCGCGGGCUCAACCCGCUUGUCGCCGUCAAGAUUCGCUCGGCUUCAGUACACGCCGCCCUCGCCCUCACUGCAGAAACCGAAACCGGAAUUUUCGUAGACAAGGCUACGCGGAUUCAAAUUCUCGAGACGAUCGCCCAUUUGCCUUCUGGAGAUAAGGAGCAAGGGGCUGCGUUUAUUCGCGACGAAAAGGUUCUCGUUUGUUGGUCUGACCAUCUUGAUGGCAUCAUUCCAACGUGCAAGGAAAUGGAGGAGAAGCUCAUCUCCCUCGUCUGGAAAUUCCGGCCCGAACAGCUCCGUACGGCUGAACAACAGGGCAGCGCCGCGGCCUCCAUCCGAUUCGGGUCCACCAUCUCUGUGGGAGAGACUGCUGAGAAGCAUGGUGACGGAGAGAAGUUUGACACCAUCCUCGGUACGGAGGACGUCGAAGUUGGGAAUGCAAAGCGAAGUGCGCCCCGGUCGAUGCGUCUCUUCGCGCCGGUCUACAACGGGAUCGGCGCUGCACUAUGCCUUGUGUUGACCAUGGACGGUUUGCGUAAACUCCUCAUCGAGUUUUGGCUCGUGGGUGGUCCCAUUCGCUUCGCCCUCAUCGCCGUGUUCCCUUUCAUCUUCUGCGUUUCUCUGUUCUUUUACAACUUUGUCGUCAUCCUUAUCUCCCAGGUCAUUGGUCCCGUCGCACAGUAUCACCAAAACUCCAAAUACUACUCUGCCGUCAAACCCGCUCCCAAUCCAACUGUCGACACCAAGCUCCCUCACAUCACGAUUCAAAUGCCCGUGUACAAAGAAUCGCUUACCGAGACCAUUGCCCCUUCCUGCGAGUCGAUCAAAAAGGCGAUGCAGACGUACGCUCGUCAGGGCGGCACAUCCACGAUCAUGAUCUGCGAUGAUGGAAUGCAGCUCCUUGACGAGGCACAGGCCAAUGAACGAAAGCGUUACUAUGCCGAUCAUGGCAUUGGCUGGAUUGCGCGUCCAGGACAUUCAAGUGCGCCUGAUGGCUUCAAGCGUGCUGGAAGGUUCAAAAAGGCAUCAAACAUGAACUAUGCCCUCAAAAUCUCGCUAAAGAUGGAGGAACAUUUGAACAGAUUCAUGAAAGAUCCAAAGGCUCUUGAGAGUGCGCGCAUAGCGGCACGACUCGCAGCCAGGACUGCGCAAACAUCUGGACAAAUGCUGGGCUUAGACCAGAUCGAGGAUGCCGAGGAGAGCAUGGAGGACCUCGCUCUCACCGCUGCCAUGGACGAGGUCAUGGCGGAAAGCGGAGGCCGAUUCCAGCCCCAGGGUGCAGGUGGCCGGGCCCUUCGCAUCGGAGAAAUCAUUCUCAUUGUCGAUUCGGAUACCCUCGUCCCCGAAGAUUGCUUGCGGGACGCCGCACGGGAAAUGGCAGAGUCGCCCGAAGUCGGUGUCAUUCAACACGAGUCGGACGUCAUGCAGGUUUCGUUCAAUUACUUUGAAAACGGCAUCGCCCACUUCACUCGUCGUGUCAACAAGGCCAUCUCCUUCGCCGCUGCAAAUGGAGAAGUCGCCGCCUUUGUUGGACAUAACGCCUUCCUGCGCUGGAGUGCUCUUCAAGACGUCGCGUUUAUCGAUCCAGCUGAUGGUGAGCGCAAGAUUUGGUCCGAAAGCAACGUGUCAGAGGACUUUGACAUGGCGCUGCGCCUGCAACUUGGUGGCUAUACCGUUCGAUGGGCUAGCUACUCUGAAGGUGGAUUCAAGGAAGGUGUAUCGCUCACAUGCGACGAUGAGCUCAAUCGCUGGGAGAAAUACUCUUUCGGUUGCUCAGAGCUCAUCUUCAAUCCGUUUAUCCAAUGGUUCACCAAAGGUCCGAUCAAUAAGCAACUCCGGAUAUUCGUCUGGAGCGGUGCGCCGGUCCAUUACAAGAUCUCGAUGUUGGCCUACAUGUUCUCAUACUACGGCAUCGCGGCUGCCUUUACCCUCUCCCUCGUCAACUAUUUCAUCGUUGGUCUGGAACUUCCCCUCGAUCAUAUGUAUCUCCCAUCAUUUGAAAUCUGGGUAUCUGUCGUUUUAGUGUUUCCCCUUGCCGGAAACGUUGGCCAUACCAUCCUGGAAUACCGCCUUGGUCACAAGGGUUUGCUUGCGGCGCUGUUCGAAAACUUUAUGUGGCUCCCAUUCUUCUUCAUCUUCUUCGGCGGCUUGUCGAUCCACCUCUCGAAGUCGAUUCUUGCUCACAUGUUCUCGUACAAUAUCACAUGGGGUGCGACGAAAAAGGAGGUCGAGCGCUCCAACUUCUUCCUUGAAGUGCCCAAGAUUCUCAAGCGGUUCCGGGUCGCACUCAUCGUCUGCUUCCUUGCGUCGGCGACGAUGAUCGUCUUUGCGCUCCCUCAGAUCCCACGCGACUUGCGGAUUCCAAUCACCAAUUGGUCUGUCUGCCUGCCUCUGAUUGUCGGGGUUGUGUCGCAUAUUUUGUACCCUAUCGUCUUGAACCCCUACCUCAUGGUGUUCUCGUACUGA